Molecule: messenger RNA, 9285 nt
Organism: Melanotaenia boesemani (Boeseman's rainbowfish)
Lineage: Eukaryota; Metazoa; Chordata; Actinopteri; Atheriniformes; Melanotaeniidae
Product: serine/threonine-protein kinase DCLK2-like
Exons: 16
Coding region: 1378-3558 (726 amino acids)
Biological process (GO): intracellular signal transduction; protein phosphorylation
Cellular component (GO): microtubule cytoskeleton
Molecular function (GO): protein kinase activity; ATP binding
Source: RefSeq, a predicted model, not a curated record
ACUGUUGCGUAAUUAGUAGUUUCUAAAUACAGGCUGUCUGAAACAGUCAUGAGAAUAAAGCUGAAAUACAGGAAGCGCCCAGACAAAAGGCAAGAAAGGCGAGAGACGGUAGAGAGAGGUAGACAAAGACGUGGAGAGAGAGGGAGGGGAGGACGUUGUCAUCACGUACAGCCGCGGAGAGGAGGGGGAGGGCAGGGGUAUUCAGCCGGUAUCUGCUCUCUGCUGCAGCGGCCAUGCUGCUGUCCGCCGCCUGUUUCAGUGCAUCCCGGUCCUCUGCAGGUGUAGCCUGCCUCCGCUGCAUCCCUCCAGCUCGGGUUAGCGGAUCGGCCUGGACCGAGUCGGCUCGGUCGUAGCGGUUCAGCCCGCCAGGAUCCGACCGGAAUAGACCGGAACACGAUAGAGGGGGAAAGAGGAGAAAGCCUCCUUAGCAACAAACCGGUUUCACGGCAUUAUUGGGAUGGCGGGAUGCUGAGGAACCUGGGAGACCAACUUGUGUCUUGAGACAGAAACCCUAAGGCUGCCUGGAUCUUCAGGACUACGACUCAUUGAAUUGGGUCUAAAGCUGGAUUUAAGGAGCUGACCUGCUUUCCCUUGGUGGACUCAGCUAAGUAUUGCCUUUAAAGCUAGACGACUAAGGGUUAUGGUGGGGUCACCAAGACCACACUAAGGUUACUGCCAGGGCACCAAAUCACCAGUUAGGGUUGGCAACGUUUCUCUUGUAAUGAUUUAAUCUUAACAUAGGGAACAGGGAAACCUUAAUUUUAAUAUUCUCUUCGUGUCUAUAUCUUCUAUGCAUUGGGAACAAAGUUUUUCACAUCUCUUCAGUGUCUAAACUCUUGAUUUGACAUAUCACUGUGAAUCUCUGUUUUCUCUUUUGGAGAAAAGGAUUUUUUUAGAGUCCUAAUCAUCUUACUUUUGUUUGAAGUUAAAGUGCAGUACUACUUGAUUGAAAACAUAUCUUAAUAGUAACAUGGUUUCCCGUUGGAUUGUACCAGAAUUACUGAUACUUGAACUAAUUUUGAUGGACGUUGACUAGGCUACAUGUCUUCUUACAAGUAUUUUGGUGAGGUCUUUUAAUAAAAAUAGGAGGAUUACAACUGGAUUUUAGGGAGCCUAUUAAUUUUUGAGGACUUAAAGCAGAUAUAAAAAACUUGGACAUUCAGCCUUUGCUUUGAAUGGUAAUAACAUAUUCUGGCUCUACAAAAACUAUUUGCUAGUAGGUUUGUCUGGAGUUGUUAAAGCUUAUAGCUCCUGUUUUCCUGAUCAUACAGCUCUUGUACUGGAUCUCGUCUAUAUAAUCAGGACUAGACUGUUUUCUGCUUUUGGAGCAUGAAUUCUGUGUUGGGACUCUGUUAAACACUCUGGACUGUCAUCAACAUGUCUUUGAGUAAGACCCUUGAGUUGGAGCAUUUCGAUGAACGUGACAGGGUUCGGCGGGGACGCUCCACCCGGGCUAAGAGAGAUGACUGCACCGGCAGUGGUGGAGCAUCCGGCCCCAGUUCCAGGGGCAGCAGCCUGGUUCCUAGUCCUGCUCACAGUGCCAACUGUAGCUAUUACCGCACCCGCACCCUGCAGGCCCUCACCUCGGAGAAACGAGCCAAAAAGGUCCGGUUUUAUCGCAAUGGAGAUCGAUACUUCAAAGGCCUGGUGUAUGCUGUUUCAUGUGACCGGUUCCGGUCGUACGAUGCUCUGCUGAUGGAGCUCACGCGCUCACUGGCUGAUAACCUUCAUCUACCCCAAGGAGUUCGUACGAUCUACACUAUAGAUGGCAGCAAGAAGAUCACCAGCAUGGAUGAGCUGGUUGAAGGUGAAUGCUAUGUUUGCGCCUCCAAUGAGCCUUACCGGAAGGUUGACUACACUAAGAUCUCCGUCCAAAGCUGGAAGCCCGGCGCCGGCUCCGGGGCCACCGCGUCCAGCCGGACUUCAACGGCUUCAACGGCUUCAACUGGAGUAUCAACCAGCACCCCAGCUUCCUCCAAAGAUCGGCCAGAGGCCCGCGAGGGCAGAGAAAGCAAAGACUUCAUCAAACCCAAGCUGGUGACGGUGAUCCGCAGCGGCGUGAAGCCUCGUAAGGCCGUGAGGAUCCUACUGAACAAGAAGACCGCUCACUCCUUCGAACAAGUGCUCGCCGACAUCACAGAGGCCAUCAAACUGGACUCUGGAGCAGUGAAGCGGCUCUACACGCUGGAUGGGAAACAGUUGACCUGUUUGCAGGACUUCUUCGGGGAUGAUGACGUGUUCUUGGCGUGCGGUCCGGAGAAGUUCCGAUAUGCUCAAGAUGACUUUGUGCUCACACACAGUGGGAAAACACAGGCUUUUGUGAACGAGUGCAAGACCAAGACAUCUCGUUCGGCCGCCCCUCCAAAAACUCAUAAGACCCCCAGCGGCUCAAGUUUCUCCCCUAGGACUCCUCCCAAAGGCCUCUCCAGGACAAAGUCACCUGGCCCAGCUAACGAAGCCUCUGGAUCGCAGUCAGCCGGGAGGUCGAACAGGUCCAGCCCGUCCCCCACCAGCCCGGGUACACGACGCAGCCUCAAGAUGUCUCCUCGCCGGGCCUCCUCCACAGAUGUAAACGGUGAGGCAGAGCAGCCGGAUGAAGCUGAAGCCGAAGUGAACGGAAAUCGAUCAGUUUCUUCCUCCAUCAUCAAUGACAAGUACAAAGUUGGAAAAGUGAUUGGGGAUGGAAACUUUGCAGUGGUGAAGGAGUGUGUGGAGAGGUCAACAGGUCAAGAGUACGCUCUGAAGAUUAUCGACAAAGCUCGCUGCUGUGGGAAGGAGCACCUGAUAGAAAACGAGGUGGCGGUCCUGAGGAGGGUUCGGCAUCCGAGCAUCAUCCAGCUGAUCGAGGUGGAUGAAACUCCCACGCAGCUCUUCCUGGUCAUGGAGCUCGUCAAGGGCGGCGACCUGUUUGACGCCAUCACCUCCUCCACGAAGUACAGCGAGCGUGACGCCAGCGCCAUGGUGUUCAACCUGGCCGGAGCCAUCAAAUACCUGCACCGCAUGAACAUCGUUCACAGAGACAUCAAACCAGAAAACCUGCUGGUGUGUGAGUAUCCAGACGGCACUAAAUCUCUGAAGCUGGGGGACUUUGGUCUGGCGACGGUGGUAGAGGGACCGCUGUACACCGUCUGCGGCACGCCAACGUACGUCGCCCCGGAGAUCAUCGCCGAGACCGGUUAUGGCCUAAAGGUGGACAUCUGGGCAGCAGGAGUGAUCGCCUACAUCCUGCUCUGUGGAUUUCCUCCUUUCAGGAGUGAGAAUAACGUCCAGGAGGAGCUGUUUGAUCAGAUCCUCAGAGGGAAGCUGGAGUUUCCAUCUCCAGACUGGGACACCAUCAGCCUCCCAGCAAAGAUGCUGAUUAGUCAGAUGCUGCAGGUGAACGUGGACGCUCGCUUCACUGCUGAGGAGGUCCUGUCACACCCCUGGGUGACGGAUGAAGCUCCGGCAGAGUCCAACACUGUGAGCAGCACUGAGGACCAGACCAGUGGAGACAUGCUGGAACCAGAACCUGAAUCCCCAAUACUGGAAACCAAACAAGUUCCCUCCCCCAUGGUCUAGAAGAUAUACUGGAAAGCUGAAAGGUUUCUCCAGUUUUCUCUAGUAUAUUUUUAUUCCACCUCCUGUCUGGGGAACAUCCCAUUUAGAGAACUAAUACAGUCCAUUUUAGAAGAGGACUGAAACCAAACAAGGACCUCUCCCAAGUCUAGUCUCAAAUAUCCCAACACGUCCCCUCAUCUUGUUCUUAGACAUGUUCUGUUCCACCUUCUGGAAACUGAACAGAUUGUAUCAUAUCUGGUUUUUUGUAGGUUUUCAACUUCUACAAAUAUCCUGAAAACUUCUGUUUCUUUAUCUGGAGACCAGAUUUUUUCCUUCAGAGACCAAAUCAGUUCCCACAUUUGUGUUUUUUUUUUAUUUUAAUAUAUCAGAGACACAUCUACUUAAAUCUAUCAGGCAAAACGUCUGACUAAAUGACUCCCUUUAGCUCUUCUAACCUAAGUAAUUCCCUCCAAUCUGGUCUAAAACUAGUCCUUUUACUUUUACCCUCUGUAUAAUCUAGAAGCAGCCAAAACUUCCAUCAAUGAAAUGCAACAAAGUUCCCUUAAAGAUGAUCUAUAGCACUUUAUUUAAUCGACUGGUAGCCAAACAAGUUCCUUUCUAGCCCAGUUUAUGUUAUGGAAUGAUAUAUCAGGGAUCACCACUCCAGGCCAGUGUCCUGCAGGUUUUAGAUGUUUCCUUGCUGGGACACACCUGACUGAAAUGGUGCUGAACUUAACAACAAGCUGUAGGAGAUGCAUUUGGUUUGAGUCAGGUGUGUUGCAGCAGGGAAACAUCUAAAAUCUGCAGGACUCUGGCCCAAGUGGUCAGGGUGAUCCCUGGUGUAGAAAAUGUCCUAUUUUACAAGUUUGGUCCUACAUAUCAUCCACACCUCAAACCAGUUUCCCCAGAUCUAGACCAGUACACACCCCCUUUCAUCGACUAGAAACCAAAUAACUAGUCUACAGUACUUCCCCUUGUGUCUCAGAAAUAAACAAAUGCACUUAAAUCCAGUCCAGAACACAUCCCGAUGAGGUCUGGGAGCUACAGCCUGACCUACAACUACUUUACCAGAAGCCAACCUCGUCCUUCUUCUCUGGAAAUAAGUCCUGUCUUUAGUCUUUUUACAUGUUGGGUUUAUGAACUGCAAACAGAACAGGGCUCCUCGUCUCUGGUUUAGCACACAUUUUCCAUUUAUCUGGUCAUUUAAUCUGUUGGAGACAACGUCCAGGCCUGACUCUGUCUCUGCUGCUGAGCAGCAUGAAAUCACCAACAGGUUUUAUGUUGGUUUAAAACUAAUGAAGGACAUGCAUACCACAUCAACAUGGGGACACCAUGAAGGUGCUAUCGGACAUCCUGCUUCAUCAUCCAAUGACUGGACCACCAUUUUCCUGAAAGUGGCCCUUACUGUGCCUCUGUUCUGAUAUACUGACACCAAGUGGCUGUGAAAGAGGCCUCAAGCACUUUCAUAUGUGAAGCUUUCAGAAAUGGCCUGCUCCUGGGAUCACCUAUAGUCCCUGCUCCCAGGCAACCAGGAUGUCUUCCAUUUAUUCUGGGAAACGUCCCAUUUUUUCUGCCUUUGCCCUCCAGCUCUGCUCUCGCUGGCCCACAGGAUGUUUCUCAUUUCUUGUACUUGUCGUCCAGAAAGCCGAGGAGACGUUUGAGUGCUGUGCCUGUUGACGCUGCUAAAUAAUCCCUCUUAAUAUUCCUAAAUCUGAGCCCAUUCCCCCACAGGUUCAACCCCACUAAAACUGUAUCUGCAGCUACAGCUCGCUGGUUUUGUUUUGACGGAUCUUUGCUCAAGUAUUCCUUUUCUUUAUGAAACGAAGCAGGAAUGUGACUAAAAGUAAGAUGGGAAAAUUGACAAUUUUUAUGUCUAUGUAUUAUUUUUAGUGGAUUUAGCAGACUGGAAACAGGGAAACAAGUGGACUUUUUAUUCCUGAAGGGAAAUAUUCUCAGUAAAAAGAAUAAAAAGAGACCUGGAGGUCCAUUUAAGAAUAACAAAAACUAAAAAAAAUGAGGCUCCAAUCCUCCCAUCCAUCACCUACUUCCCAGACUUCGUACUGUAACUCAGAUCAACUGAGCCACUUCUAAACCUCAUAUUUUCAAAAACUAUUUCUAAACCCUCUCGAGGUUUCUACCUGCGGUACGACUGAAGUUAAGGGCACGAAACCCCGAGCUCCCUGCCUCUCCUCGGUUUACAGCAGUUUCCGCAGGAUAACAAAUGUUGUAAAUAUUGUAAAUAUCACCUCGUCUGUCAGUGUCUGUCUGUGUGUGUGUCUGUUGUGAAGUAGGGAAACAGUAGCAGCUUGGAAAAUAAGUAGUAUUACCACGAAAAGAAACAAUCUCAUCACAGACAUGUGUCGUCACCCUGAAAAAAACCUGCCCAAAGAGCCAAAGUUUCUUCAAUGAAAAGUGAUUUACCACCUCGAUACUGAAACAUUUUGACACAGAAGCUUUAUUUUCAACUAACAGCUGUUUAUUCGGUUAAAGAAAAUGAGAUUCGGGUUUCUGAAGGGUGUUGAUGAAGUAUAAUGAAAGAGUUCUUAUCGGAUCUGCUAGCAAAUACAGCGACAAAGAACCGGAUGGAGAUGGACCUCUUUCUUUAUAUGUUCAUGUGUCUGUGAAAUGUGACGUCAACCAAUCAUAUCGCUCCAUCCACACAUCCAUCAUCCCCUCUGUCCAUGUUUCUGGUGAUAAAGAGUCGCUGAUGAUGAAGGAGAAGUCAGUGUGAUGUUUUAACUUGUUGAUAAAGACGUAUGCCUGAGUUUUUUUAAUCUGCAUCGAGGGAAGUCCUUUCAGAGGAAAAAAAAAACUUGAAAAGAAGUGUCAUUUGUCAUCUGAGUGAACGUGUUGACCUGAUGCAGUGAUUAUAACCUUUCCAUGGCCUUUGCUGGAGCUGCUGAUGGAGAGUUUGGUAGGAUGUGAAGCUUUAGAUCAGAGGUCUGCAACGUUUACUAAGAAAAGAGCCAUUUUUACCACCUAUCCCACAAAUCUAUAUAGCUCUAAAAAAUAACUUACAAUAAAGAAAACUAUUAUUUUAUUGCAUUUUAUGUGUUGUGACAGAAGAAAAUGUGAAACCUGCACACAAUGAGUUCAUAUAUCUACACAAUCUCUAAUUUUCUGAAUUAUUUCACGUUAAUUUUUUAAGUCCUAAAUUUUAAUCUUUCAUGCAUUUGCUGUUUGUGAAUGGCUUUCCAAACCUUACCAUUUCCUGAGCUACUACACCUGCAGCAGUAACUGAGUUUCAGGUUGGGAUCCACUUCUUUGAAGUAUGUUUGCACAGCCCCGUUUUUUCACAGAAGUUCUGAAAUCGCCUUAUUUUGGUUGAGGAGCUGUGGGUUGCAGACCCCUGCUUUAGAUACAGAGGGUUUAAAGAGAAAAACCAAAGCUCACCAUGUAAAGAAUUCAUUAGGAUUGCAGAUGGCAUGUGAUCAAGAAUCAAUACCGUCGAGAUAUUUUAGAAGUUUUGCUGCGGACUUGCAACAAAAUCAUAGUUUCCAUGUCUGUAGUCAAUUAAAGGGUCAAGUAUGGAAACUUUUCCUUUGAAGCUAAAUUAUUUACAUCCCAAUGGAUGGAGGAACAUUACAAAAUGAAGGAAUAUAAAAUCUUUAAUUCUUCAACAGGAGGCAGGACAAGUAUCAGGACACAGAGGCUGCUUAAAAUAACUUUUUAUCCAUCUAUUCUCAGGUUUUAGUUGCACAUGGACAUCUGUGGAGGAUGUUAUAGAAGAAUAUACAUCACACCAACAUGUACACCACAAACUGACUCAGAUUUUCAACUCAAAAAUUCAAAGGAACCUGGGGGAGGCAUGAUGAAUUCCUACAGUGUUGAUUCCUAAUAAAUGAAUCACACAUAUAGUGCUUUUGAGUCUGUAUCACUGGGCACAGGUUGCAGUGUGUAACGAAGUGUAAAAAAUCAUGAGCUGUGCACGAAUGUGAGAAAAAGCUGGAGUUUGACGGAUAGACAGAAAGUGGUGCAAUGUGUAUAUUAGUGAUUUAGGCCUCAUUUUAAAAAAGCUUUUGUUGUGAUUAUGUUGAUUUUAAGCUAAUUCUAGCAUUUGCAGAACAUAACACCUACCAGGAAAGUGUUUUUGCACCAAACCAGUAAAAGCUGAGCAUCCUCCUCCUCUGCUGUCCACUAGGGAUGUAACAGGACAUCUGGGCUUUUCUUUGUUUUACGUUUGAAUAAAACUGUAUUGACUGCGCAGAAUUUAUUUAUUUCUUACAUAUUAUGACAGUAUUAUGGUUACAAGCGGUAUAGUUAGCAUGUUGCUAACAGCUCUGCUUCAGCAGCAGCCAAACUCUUCAUCAGCAUCUCGGCCUCUGACCUUCUAUGCCUGCUCUGAACCCAGUGGUCUUAAUUCUGUUCUCUUUGCUUUAUACCAAACCAGGAGGAGCCUUUUGUUACUGUUAGUACUGCAGCCGCCCGGGUCAACAAGAGACUGAAGUCUCGAUCAGUUCAUCUCACUUUUGUGUCACUGUGUUGCAUCUGUUGACAUUCAACUAGAGCACCAUGCACCAUCAACCGUUAAGGCUCCACGUUGGUGUCUCUGCAUGUCAAGCUUUACCCUGAAAUCAUUUAGACUCAUUUUCCUGCCUUUAUUGUCACUUUACACCAUCAGGCAAUGAAAAACGGUAAAAAAUGUAUCUCAGAUGUUUUCUAGUUGUCUGAUGAUUGAACUGUCAAAUGGUGCGUUGAAGAGCACCGAGAAUCUGAGCGUUACAGAAAGCAGAAAACAUGGAUGAUGCAAAAGUAUGUGUGUUUUCUUUUAAUGUGCUAAAAAUACAUCUUAGUCUGGAAGUUCACAUGGCAGACAGUCCUUGAAUGCAGCAGGAGGCUCAAACGUUUCCUGCAGUUGAAUCUGUCGUUUUUUUUAAUGAAAACUUGAUUUAGAUGUUGAAUCUAAUUAAAUGGACCUGAAUUUUUGUGUUUUGACUUGAAUGCAGCUGAAACUCUGCUGUUUGUGCGUUUUCACUGUUUGGUCCCUGAUUUUUGCUGCAACCGCUUCCUUAAUGAAAAGCAGUCUUUAGGAGUGACAGAAAACACUCGUUUCUGUGGCUGUAAAUUGAAAACCUGCCUUUUAAACCCACAAACAGCUCCUCUUGACUUAUAUUGCUUUAUUGACAUGCUGUUCAGUUGUUCCUGAAUGCUGGACGGUGCUGAGCAGUUCAUUGAUAAGAAAGAGCUGAAUCAGAUUGACUCGGGUGGCUGUGCGUACUGGGCCCUUGGUGUGUGUGUGUGUGUUUUUUUUAAAUCAAAUGCAGUGCGUGACAUUUCAUGCUUCAUGCUUCAUUAUAGACAGAAACUUGCCUAUGUUUUUUUUCUUUUAUAAGGUAAACAAAUAAGAAAUCUGAAGCAAACUAAAUUUAGAAAAGCAAAUCUGAGGCUAAUGUGCUGUUAAAAAAAUAAAAUCUAAAGUUUUCAGAAUAAUUUUUAUGAAACUUAUGUGUAAAAAUGUAUCAUCUCCAACUUUGUCUUCUAGUUGUCUGAGAAAUUUAAAUAAGCAUCGAAGUCAUCUGAGUUGAGUUUAGGAAAACUGGUCCUGAUUUGAAGUGGAGGGAGCAGCGAGAAGAAGUGUUUUCUGACAUGUUUUAAUGCUAACGAUGAUCUGUAAUAAUGUGUGUUGAUAUGAAACCUGUAUGUUUGCUGGGAUCAGGGCGAAGGAAGAAACCCUGAUUUGUCUGAUUUGUACUGAGGAAAGAUGAAUUCAACUGUGAAAUAAAACCAAUGCCAUGGCAUCAUGUUAAA